Messenger RNA from Cooperia oncophora, 474 nucleotides. The record is from the annotation of a GenBank genome assembly. NCBI's taxonomy places the organism in Eukaryota, Metazoa, Nematoda, Chromadorea, Rhabditida, Trichostrongylidae.
AUGAAUGGUUGUCUUACUAUUUCGCAGCAACUUUUACUAUUGUUUAGUACCGUUGAGGAACACCAGCAAGCGCUUGACACCUCAGCUACCGUUUAUGUCGGUAAUCUCUCCUACCAUGUUACUGAAGAUCAGGUAUCUGUACGAGCUUUUUGGUCGUGCCGGAGAGGCUUUGAAAGCAAACGAGUAAUCAUGGGACUUGAUCGUUUCAAGAAGACUCCGUGCGGCUUCUGCUUCGUAGUUUACUAUACUCAUUCGGACGCAUGCAACGCCGUUCGUUUCCUGCACGACACCUUGUUGGGUGGACGCCCUAUUCGUGUUGACUAUGAUGCUGGAUUUCAAGAGGGACGACAAUACGGUCGAGGUGCGCAUGGAGGGCAGGUUCGCGACGAAUAUAGAGACGCUUUCGAUCCCGAUCGAGGAGGUUUCGGAAGAGCUUUCGACAGCAAUGGUCAGGAGACUCAGACCAGUGCAUAA